Molecule: messenger RNA, 734 nt
Organism: Lactuca saligna
Lineage: Eukaryota; Viridiplantae; Streptophyta; Magnoliopsida; Asterales; Asteraceae
Source: the annotation of a GenBank genome assembly
AUGGUAUCAGCGGAUGUCGUUUACAAUGAUGCAAUCCACACCAAAAUUGAAGAAAAUCAUCAAACCAAGGAAAAAAAAGGAGUGGAAAUUCCGGAAAAAGCAAAUGAAGACAUUGUGAAUGAACAGAGUAAUGAUGUUUCAAAUCAUCUCCUGGUAGAUAGUCUUUAUGCUGCUAGUAUGUUAGGAAGAGGCGUCGACCUUCCCCUGAUCUACUUUAAAUUGAUCGAUGGGUAUUGUGACAAUAUGUCGAUUUCUAAAGUGAAUCUCUCGAUUUCCAAUGUGUCGUUUGAAUCGCAUACAGACCUACAUCUAGAUUCAAGAGGCAACAUUCUUUUUCAUGUGCAUAUUCCUCAGUUGAAAAUCAUAAAUCAAAGUUGGUUGAGUCUCACUCUAACUCAUAGUAGAUUUGGAUAUAAGAGGCAUAUAAAUCAAGAAGAUCAAGAGGUUUUGGAUAUUAAAGAAGAUAAAUGAACUAACAAGAUUAUUCAAUGAUAUGGUUUUCAAUCUCACCAAUUUCUACUAACAAUACAAUGAUUUUUGUGUUAGGUCCAUUGAGAAGAAAUGGGGAAACAAAAUAGCAAUUGGAAGCAAAUUUUCAAGAAAAGGGAGCUUGAUGUUUCAUAUAUGUAUUUUCUUAUGCUGUUAGAAAACAGCUAAUUUAUGUAUUGUAAUUUUAUUUUUGAUUAGAAGUAUAUUUCAUUUGUGAUUGAACUGUAUUCAAUAUUGAUUAGAGG